AUGACAAGGGCGAGGAUAGAAUCUCUGCUCGCAUCCUUCCCCAAACUCAUCCCCGCCGGCACACAACACACCUCCGUUGAGACCGCCGACGUCCGCUAUGUCUAUCAACCACUUGAAGACCUGUAUAUACUCCUCAUCACCAAUAAGGCCUCCAACAUCCUCCAGGACAUCGAGACUCUACACCUCUUUGCCCGUGUCGUCUCGGACCUAUGCCGAAGUCUGGAGCAGCGCGAGAUCCUCAAAAACGCAUUCGAGCUGCUUGGCGCGUUUGACGAGAUCGUGAGCAUGGGCUACAGGGAGCAAGUCAACCUCAUGCAGGUCCGCAACGUCCUCGAGAUGGAGAGUCACGAGGAGAAGAUCCAGGAGAUCAUCGCCCGGAACAAGGAGGCGGAGGCGAAGGAGGAGCUCAAGCGGCGCGCGAAGCAGCUCGAGAUGCAGCGCCGCGAGCAGCAGCGGCGCGCCGCCGCGGGCGGGCCUUCGGGCGGGAGCAGCUACCUCGGCGGUGGGAUCUCGGGCUACUCCGCCGUCCCCCAGCGCGAGUUCAACGCGCCGACGCCCGCCCGCACCGCGUCGCCGAAGCCGUCCAGCCUCCGCACGCCGGCGUUCAAGGGCAGCGGCAUGAAGCUCGGCGCGAAGAAGUCGCAGCAGUCCGCCCUGCUCGACGCGCUGGGCAGCGAGGCGCAUUUGUCGGAGGACAUGUCGGCCCCAGCGACGCCGGCGAUGGGGGGCACGCCGGAGCCCGUUGCGGUCCCGAGGAACGAUCGCGGGAGCCUGCCGUUGGUGGACCCCGAGAGCGUGCAUAUCGUCACCAAAGAGUCCAUCAGUCUCGAGCUUUUACGCGAAGGCGGCCUCAACAACCUCGAACUGCGCGGUGACAUGAACCUUCAUAUCUCCGACCCUGCGUUCGGCCGCGUCAAGCUUGUGCUUGCACCUGCACCUGUGACGUUCGGCCCCGAGCUGCAAUUCAAGCAACACCCGAACGUUGGCAAGUUCGUCGCCAACCGUGACCGCCUCGUCGCUCUCAAGGACCCCUCGCGGUCGUUCCCGAUCGGUCAGCCGUUGGCGGUGCUCAAGUGGAGAUAUUCCGGCAAGGACGAGACGUACGUACCGUUGUCGAUCAACUGCUGGCCAACUCCGUCCAACGACGGGAAGUGCGACGUGAACAUCGAGUACGAGCUCGAGAACGAGGGCGUCAGCCUGUAUGAUGUCGUCAUCUCUAUCCCAUUGCCCGACGGCUCCUAUCCCACCGUCUCGUCCCACACUGGCGAAUGGAGUCUCAACUCGUCUAGCCAUUCGCUAGACUGGACGAUUUCCCUCAUCAACACCGACGAUCGCUCCGGGUCGCUCGAAUUCUCAGUCGGUGGUGAUGAUGCGAGCGCUUUCUUCCCGGUCAAGGUGUCGUUUGUCGCACAGGGUAGCAUUGCGGGAGUUAAAGUUGCGUCGGUGACGAGCGUCGAGGGCGGCGAGGUGGUGGAGUUCUCGGAAGACGCGACUGUGAGCGUCGAAAAUUACACUGUAGUGUAG
Messenger RNA from Epithele typhae, 1524 nucleotides. RefSeq lists its product as uncharacterized. The transcript is spliced from 5 exons. The record is from RefSeq and is a predicted model, not a curated record. Lineage: Eukaryota; Fungi; Basidiomycota; Agaricomycetes; Polyporales; Epitheliaceae. Bases 1 to 1524 code for a protein of 507 amino acids. Gene Ontology annotation, cellular component: COPI vesicle coat; cytosol. Gene Ontology annotation, biological process: Golgi localization; endoplasmic reticulum to Golgi vesicle-mediated transport; retrograde vesicle-mediated transport, Golgi to endoplasmic reticulum.